Molecule: messenger RNA, 1851 nt
Organism: Diorhabda sublineata
Lineage: Eukaryota; Metazoa; Arthropoda; Insecta; Coleoptera; Chrysomelidae
Gene: Cep89
Product: protein Cep89 homolog
Exons: 8
Coding region: 1-1851 (616 amino acids)
Biological process (GO): mitochondrion organization; chemical synaptic transmission; cilium assembly
Cellular component (GO): centriole; ciliary transition fiber
Source: RefSeq, a predicted model, not a curated record
AUGACUGAAGUACCUCCAAAGCCCAGAAGAACUAAAGCCAACGAUAAAAUUAAUGUUCCAGUACAUCGUGCCCAAGAACAUGGUAAUAAUAGACUAAGAACUUUUUCUGGUAAUUUCAAUUCAGCAAAAUAUUGUAAAGAAGAAAAGCCUCCAAAAGUAAAUCCAGGUAUAAAUUCCAAAAUAUCAAAACGACAUUUAGCUAAAGACAAUCAACGGCUUACCGAAGAAAACAGCGAAUUAAUUCAAAGAUUUAAUGAACUCGAAGAAUUAUCUGUUAGAAAAAUAACGAAACUUAGAGAGAAGGUAAAUAUAUUACAACUAGCGAAUGCUCAUUUUAAAAAAGACCUACAAGAAAUAGAAGAUAGUUACAAUCAAGUUGUAUCUCAAAAUGAAAUGCUGAAAAAUGAAAUAGAAAAAUUAAAAACAUGUGAAAAAUGUGAGGAAUAUAGGAAUGAAAUUAUUAAAUGUAAUCGUGAGAAUGAGGAAAGUCAAUAUGAUAAAGAAAUUUUGGAAAAUAAGAAAAAGGAAUUGUGCGAAGAUGUAAAUAUGCUUAAAAUUGUUGUAUAUAGGUUAAACUUGCAGUUAGAAAGAUAUCAAGAUCUUUUACGUAAAAAUCAUAUACCAAAACCUUCAAAUGAGCUUCCUCACAAGAGAGACAUUCUAGAAUCUUCCAGUAGAGAUAUUCUAUCAGAAGUUCACAGGGACCACAAGCAUAUUCCAAUCAUGUGGGGUGAUGUUAAUAGACAUACUUUAGGACCGUUAUUAGACGCGUACGAAGACACAAUUAAAGAAAAAGAUGAGAUCAUUGAAGAAUAUGAAAUAGAAAUGUGCAAGUUCACAGGUAAAUUGCGUGAAAUUGUUGACGAAAAUGAAACUUUGUAUAAAAAACUAACUGAGGAUGAGACCUGUAGUAGUAAAUUAAGCGUAGAACUAGAAAAUGCGAAAAGGGAUUUAAAAAAUACGAAGGAGCAAAAUGAUGCUUUAAUUAAAAAAUGCUCUUUGAAACAGGACAAAUUAGAGGAAGUUUUGAGAAUAUACGAAACUAAAGUUGAACAAAUGACCCGCGAUUUUGAUGUCUUACAUGGUGAAUAUAUUAAGUGCAGAACUGAAAAUGCAGCUUUAAAAGAAAAAUACAAAUCCUGUACUGAAGCCCAAGAAGAUCUCAAAAAUAAUAUGCAAAAUUUCAUUCCAAUAUCUGUACAUAGCGCCAGUGUCACUGAAUGUAAAAAGUGGUAUGAGGAACUAAAAGUGCAGUACGAAGCCGAAAAAGAAAAAUUGAUGAAAACCAUUGAAACGCAUGUUAAAACUAUUGAAGAAUUGAAUAGAGAAAUUUCAAACAAUGCAACCAUUAAACAAAAAUUCGAAAAUAAUAUCAGCCAUUUAGAAAAGCAUACAAAAAAAUUAGAAGCAAAAAUACUCGAAUUGGAACAUAACCUUAACGGUGUUCACCUAUCAAGAACUGCUUUGAAAAAGCAGCUACACAAAGCGAUGGAGUUUGCUAAAGAUAUGGUGGCUGAACAAGAACAACUUUUGAAAGCUUUAAAUAUGAGACAUCAAGAAAAUAAAGUUGUUAGGAAGAUUGGAUCUGAAAUGGCCUCUAAAAUGGAUUUACUUAAAAGUCAGUUGAAGGAUGUGCAGAAAAAUGCUUGGCAGGAGUUUGCAACAGUUGAACAAACAAUCAAAGGACAAGCAGAAACUAUCGAAAAUAUGAGGAGCCAAUACGAGAAGGAAAUUGAAGAUUUGAAAAAGAUCAUUGAAACUUAUGAAGAAACAAAAGAAAGUAAUAUUUUAUUAAAACCUGAAAAUUUACAAAUGGCUCAUUAUUUCUUAUUAAAAAAUAAGUACAAAUAA